AUGUUCCUUCUCCCGUCCAUUUCCGCCGCAUCAAGUCAUUCGGGUAGAGCUGGGAGGAGUGAUAUGGUGUUUGACCCGAACCCGCUCUCCCUGAGCGUGCCCGAACCCCCUUGCAAGUUGUGGCUCCGCGGCACCGGCUACCUCAAGCUCCUCUCUCGCAUAUGGACCCUCCUGUCACUCCUCACCUUCACCCCUUUCUCGAAGCUCGCUACCGGCGACUUUACCGGCACCACGCCGAGCUAG
Striga hermonthica is the source of this 243-nucleotide messenger RNA. The record is from the annotation of a GenBank genome assembly. Lineage: Eukaryota; Viridiplantae; Streptophyta; Magnoliopsida; Lamiales; Orobanchaceae.